Messenger RNA from Melampsora larici-populina 98AG31, 765 nucleotides. RefSeq lists its product as uncharacterized. The coding region runs from base 1 to 765 and encodes 254 amino acids. The record is from RefSeq and is a predicted model, not a curated record. Lineage: Eukaryota; Fungi; Basidiomycota; Pucciniomycetes; Pucciniales; Melampsoraceae. The transcript is spliced from 8 exons.
AUGACUAGACUGUUAUCUUUGCGAACUACACUACAAGUCGAGCUUGAAGUGCUUAGGAAGGAGAAGAAAAUCACGGUUGCGUCCGAAGUCAAGGCCGUGUUUGAUUUGUCUCGCUGCGAAGCUUCUAAAACUCCAGUUAUGUCUGACCUCAUAGAACAUAAAGUUGAAGAUCAUAAUGCGCUUAAGAAACGUUCGAUCAGACGAUUUGGUUCUCUUGAUUUCGGUCGUCAACUCGAAUCACGAUCCAAUGAGGAUGAAGAAGAUGAUUCAGAAGACGGAGAAGAUGAUGAAGAUUGUGAUGAUGAGUCUGAUGACGGAAACACUCCUACUUACACAGUACCCACACCCAAGAAAGUCCCUUCCUGGAACGCUACUGAAUCGACCAAGAAAGAUACUACUCCUUCUUAUACUGCUCCAGAGAAGAAAGAGCCCAAAGUUGAUGUUUCGGCUGGGGUUUUUGUUUUGACUGGUUUCUCUGGUGGGAUUUCUAUUGGAGCUUCAACUUAUAGUGGAAAAGCCACUUUCUUUUCUCAAGGAGGUGUUGCAGGUGCUUGUGGUACUGUUCGUCAAGACUCUGAUCAUGUAGUUGCAAUUGAUUCUUCAAUGUAUGAAGGUGGUAAUUUUUGUGACAAAACAAUUGCAGUCACUCGAGUUUCAACUGGAAAGUCUAUUCAUUGUACUGGGGCUGAUGAAUGUCCUGGAUGUCCUAGUGUACAAAGUCUCGAUCUUUCUAUUGGUGCUUUUAAUGCAAGCCAGAAAAAUUGA